AAAUCAUAUUUCUUGAUUCAUUCAUAUUCACAAGCAACUUUCUUCAUUUUUCUAUAUAAGCCAUCCGAAUCUUCACUAAAAACACACACACAAAAAACCUCCCGAGAGAUAUAUCCCAAAAUGUCUCACAACAUCAACAUUUUUGCCUUUCUCCUCCUCAUUUUUCUACUCAGCCUUCCGGCGCCUUCCUCCGGACGGCCGCCAUUUGCAUGUGACCCCCAAAAUGGGGUGACGAGGAACCUGAGGUUCUGUGAGGCCAACCUGCCUGUCGAUGUGAGGGUGAGGGACUUGAUUGGAAGGCUUACUUUGCAGGAGAAGAUUAGGCUGCUUGUCAACAAUGCCGCCGCCAUCCCAAGGCUGGGUAUUCAGGGGUACGAAUGGUGGUCGGAGGCGCUUCAUGGUGUGUCUAAUGUGGGUCCCGGCACUAAGUUCGGCGGCGCCUUCCCCGGUGCCACUAGCUUCCCUCAGGUCAUCACCACUGCCGCUUCCUUCAAUCAGUCACUUUGGGAACAAAUAGGAAAGGUGGUAUCUGAUGAAGCUAGAGCAAUGUACAAUGAAGGAACCGCCGGUUUGACAUACUGGAGCCCUAAUGUUAACAUAUUCCGUGACCCUCGUUGGGGCCGAGGUCAAGAGACCCCUGGCGAGGACCCUGUUCUUGCAGGAAAAUAUGCUGCCGCCUAUGUCAGGGGCCUCCAAGGUGCCAGUGGAAACCGCCUAAAGGUUGCUGCCUGUUGCAAGCAUUAUGUUGCUUAUGAUCUCGAUAAUUGGAAAGGUGUCGAUCGCUACCAUUUCAAUGCUAGGGUUAGCAAGCAGGAUUUGGAGGACACAUAUAAUGUGCCUUUCAAAGCAUGUGUGGUGGAUGGGGGUGUUGCGAGUGUGAUGUGCUCAUACAAUCAAGUGAAUGGAAAGCCCACCUGUGCUGACCCUGACCUUCUUAAGGGCACUAUCAGGGGACAGUGGCGGCUUAAUGGGUAUAUUGUGUCUGAUUGUGAUUCAGUUGGAGUACUAUAUGAAAGCCAACAUUAUACUGCCACUCCAGAAGAAGCAGCUGCAGCAACAAUUAAAGCAGGUUUGGAUUUGAAUUGUGGGCCCUUUUUGGCGGUCCAUACCGAGGAGGCAGUGAGAGGAGGCCUGCUGGUUCAGGCUGAUGUUGAUGUGGCCCUAGCCAAUACCAUAACAGUCCAAAUGAGAUUGGGAAUGUUCGAUGGUGAGCCAUCUGCCCAACAAUUCGGCAACUUGGGCCCAACAGACGUGUGCACUUCAGCCCACCAGCAACUAGCCCUUGAGGCAGCCAGACAAGGCAUAGUCCUGCUCAAAAACUCUGGGCGGUCCCUGCCAUUGUCCACAAAACGACACCGUACCGUCGCUGUUAUUGGGCCUAACUCUGAUGUCACUGUGACCAUGAUAGGAAACUAUGCAGGAGUUGCAUGUGGUUACACAACUCCACUACAAGGAAUUUCAAGAUAUGCAAGGACAGUUCACCAGGCCGGAUGCUUGAACGUCGCGUGUAACGGCAACCAGCAGUUCGGAGCAGCCGAGGCGGCCUCGCGCCAGGCUGAUGCCACGGUUCUUGUCAUGGGACUUGAUCAAUCCAUUGAAGCAGAGUUCACGGACAGGGUAGGAGUGCUCUUGCCUGGAUACCAACAAGAACUUGUGACAAGAGUGGCUAAGGCCUCUAGAGGCCCGGUGGUGUUGGUCCUAAUGUGCGGUGGCCCUGUUGAUGUGUCUUUCGCUAAGAAUGACCCUCGCAUUGGUGCUAUUAUUUGGGCCGGAUAUCCUGGUCAAGCUGGAGGAGCUGCUAUUGCAGAUGUUGUAUUCGGAACCCAUAAUCCAGGAGGAAAAUUGCCAAUGACAUGGUAUCCUCAAGAUUAUGUAGCCAAGGUGCCCAUGACAAACAUGGGCAUGAGGCCUUCAGGAGGGUACCCUGGCAGGACCUACCGUUUUUACAAGGGCCCUGUUGUAUUUCCCUUUGGUCAUGGCAUAAGCUACACGACAUUCACACAUUCUUUAGCCCAAGCUCCCACAGAACUCACAAUCCCCCUCGGAAUCAGCUUCUCCACCUCUGGUAACUCAACUUUCUCGAGCUCCGCUGUGAGAGUCAAGCAUACAAAUUGCGAAGUUCUGGCCUUAGGCCUUCACGUCGACGUCAAGAAUACGGGUGAUGUUGAUGGAACUCAGACACUUCUAGUAUUUUCCAGCCCACCAAGUGGAAAAUGGUCCCUGAACAAGCAAUUGAUAGGAUUCGAGAAAAUUCAUGUUGUUGCUAGAUCUCAACAGCGUGUCAAGAUCGAUGUUGAUGUUUGCAAACACCUUAGCGUCGUGGAUAAGUUUGGAAUUCGAAGAAUUCCUAUGGGUGCACAUAACAUACACAUUGGAGACCUCAAGCAUUCUAUCUUCCUCCAAGCAACUUUGGAGGGUAUCAAGUCUUAAUCCAUUAUUACAGGAAAAUUAAAUCCACAGAAAUGAGCGAAUUACACAUAGCUUGUGUUUCUCUAUGAAAUCUAGAGAAAAGCUCAGAUAUUAGGAUUUGGCUCACUUCUACCAAAAGGAGAAGUGGGCAAAUAUUGAAUUGUUGUAAGGUUCUUACAUUAUUUUUAAGAAAUGCAAGGAAAUGAAGCUAUUCUGUUUUG
Rubroshorea leprosula is the source of this 2630-nucleotide messenger RNA. NCBI's taxonomy places the organism in Eukaryota, Viridiplantae, Streptophyta, Magnoliopsida, Malvales, Dipterocarpaceae. The record is from the annotation of a GenBank genome assembly.